AUGAUAAGCCUUUUGACGGCUCUCGCCUCGGAUGCUAUCGGCAUGACGGGGUCGAUAUUCGAAGAAGCCAUGUUGAGUGAUGAUCCCUUCGAUCAUGUGCUUGAAGAAUUUGCGAGCAGACCCCGGAAGAAAGCUUGUCUCCGGUGCCGCUCUAGCAAGAUCAAGUGUGACUAUCUCAAACCAUGCUCGUCGUGUGUACGGAGUGGAUGCCCGGGCACAUGCAUGGAGGAUCAAAACCCGAGAUCUUGUGACUUCUGCAAGCAGAAGAAGUUGAAGUGCAACAAGUUGAGGCCCUGUGACCAAUGCAUCAAACGAGCGCGAGGAGAAAACUGCUCAGCUCCCUUCAACGCGGCGAGCUACAAGUCAGCCAAGGCAGCGACGAGGAAGACAGCAGAAGAAGAACCUGCAACACUUCCUCAGGGCUGGGGGCAGCAGGAAUUGUUAGAGCCUCCACCUCAAGCCGUUCAAGUUCACCGGCCGAUGCCGUUCGCGCUCAAGAUCACUUUCUCGGACACAAGCGAACAUCGUGAGCGAGAAUCACUGCGGCUCCAUCACGUCAUCUUCCGACGGGUGUGGGAGUCAGGGUACAGCUUGCCGAGGCUCCUCCGCAUCCUCAACAACCUUCCUCAUGCCAUCCGCCAAGUGCUCGACGAAGGGCUGAUGGCCCUGGAGGGACUUCGACAAAUAAAGUGCAAACGAAUCUCGCCCCCCAGCUCUCCGGAGGUCCCGACUCAAGAUUCGUCCGUGCUUGAGCUAGUCAAGGAUGACAACGAAGGUUUCUUGAGCUCCAACGACUACAUCGGAUUUUAUGCGUACGAGUGGGACCCACUCACUCAGAAGAGAGUGUCGGUUCAAGUCAGCCAGUGCUUGGCCUCCUUCUUGAAAAUGCAUCCCGAAGAAGUCCUUGCUCGCGUUGGUCACAGCGAUCACUUUCUGCCCAACUCGGAGAUAGAAUUCUUGGGAGCUCUCUUCAGUAACAACCUUGCGCCGAGUUUGUUUCUCCGUAAGCAUCGUGCAGAUGAACUGUUCAGAACCAACGAUCUCCCUGCCUACCGCUAUCAACGGCUCACGGGGAAAAUCCUCGAGUCGAUGAUCGUGAAGUCAACAGCCAGCCGACAAUUGGAUGAGCAUGGCAGAGUCGUGAAAACUUGUCACUUCUUGCACCACGUGAGGCCUUGGGAGUAUGACGAAGCCAUGAGGCCCGAGUGCUGCCGCCCGUUCCUCACUAACACUGGCGAUCGGCGAUCUGCCCACCAGCUGCUCUCCGACGCCAACAGGGACUGUCUCUUUGAGGAAUGCUUCGAGACCUGGACCAAGACUCCUGAGGGCGUGGGUCGUCUGAAGAAAUUCGUUUGCUUGUUUCGGAAUCUGAUCCUUCCCUUCAAGCAGGAGCUCGCCAGGCUCAAAGCUCUGGAAGCUCAGAAUGAGAUGCCUUGGGGAUAA
Molecule: messenger RNA, 1443 nt
Organism: Guillardia theta CCMP2712
Lineage: Eukaryota; Cryptophyceae; Pyrenomonadales; Geminigeraceae
Exons: 19
Coding region: 1-1443 (480 amino acids)
Biological process (GO): regulation of DNA-templated transcription
Molecular function (GO): DNA-binding transcription factor activity, RNA polymerase II-specific; zinc ion binding
Source: RefSeq, a predicted model, not a curated record